AUGUUCAGCGAUGGCGACACGCUGAAAAAGAUCGCCAGCACUCGCAGUAAGUACACCAAGGGCGAGUGGUACGCAGUUGGGCGAACCACUCCGGGAGAGGAUCACUUGUUCUCGAUGCGCGAUGAGGAGAAGCGCAAGUAUUUGAAGAGCAAAAUGGGACCUGGUUAUUCGGGCUUGGAGAAUGGAGGGUUUGAAGCCGGUAUAGAUAAGAAUAUCGCGGCCUUCGUUGACCUCAUUGAUCGCAAGUACAUCUCCACCGCAAAGGACUUCAGACCAAUGGAUAUGGCCAGUAAAUCAACUUACUUUGCCCUUGAUGUCAUCAGCGAGCUUGGCUUCGGCACCCCAUACGGCUUCCUCAGAGAAGAUCGAGAUCUGUAUCAGUAUGUUGCCACGAAAGACGCCUUCUUUCCGGUCAUGAUCACUAUAGGAAACGUGCCGUGGUUGGCUACGCUUCUGCACAGUUGGCCUCUCAAUCUGGGGCUGCCAAAGUCUGGAGAUUCAGCUGGAUUUGGGGCGCUUAUGGGUUUUGCCAAAACCUUUGUUGAUGGGCGACUGGCUCCGGAUACGAAGCCCGGCCGGGACAUGAUUCAGUCAUUUAUCAAUGCUGGUCUGACGAGAGAAGAGCUUACGCAGGAAGUUUACGUUGAAACGUGA
Colletotrichum fioriniae is the source of this 654-nucleotide messenger RNA. The record is from RefSeq and is a predicted model, not a curated record. Lineage: Eukaryota; Fungi; Ascomycota; Sordariomycetes; Glomerellales; Glomerellaceae.